Messenger RNA from Plasmodium gallinaceum, 3141 nucleotides. Its product is annotated as kinesin-13, putative. NCBI's taxonomy places the organism in Eukaryota, Apicomplexa, Aconoidasida, Haemosporida, Plasmodiidae. The record is from RefSeq and is a predicted model, not a curated record. Gene Ontology annotation, biological process: microtubule-based movement. Gene Ontology annotation, molecular function: microtubule motor activity; ATP binding; microtubule binding. The transcript is spliced from 2 exons. Bases 1 to 3141 code for a protein of 1046 amino acids.
AUGCAACAGAAAAGACAGUCUUUUAUUAAAAAUAAAAACGAAUCUUAUCCUCAGAAAAGUGUGAAUUUUGGAAAUAAAUUGAAAAAUCGAGCUAAAAAUGUAAAUAGUAAAAUAAAAGUUGUUGUAAGAAAAAGACCAAUAAGUGAAUUAGAAAAAAGAAAAAAAGAUAAUGAUAUAAUUACUGUUAAAGAUAAUUGUACUAUAUAUAUAGAUGAACCUCGAUAUAAGGUUGAUAUGACCAAAUAUAUUGAAAGACAUGAAUUCAUAGUUGAUAAAGUAUUUAAUGAUAAUGUUGAUAAUUAUACGGUUUAUAUAAAUACUAUAAAACCAUUAUUAGUUGACAUUUUUGAAAAUAAUUGUGUAUGUUCAUGUUUUGCAUAUGGUCAAACAGGUAGUGGAAAAACUUACACAAUGCUGGGAUCUCAACCAUAUGGUCAAAGUGACACACCAGGGAUAUUUCAAUAUGCAGCAGAAGAUAUUUUUAAUUUUUUAAAAAUAUAUGACACUGAUAAUAGUAAAGGUAUAUUUAUAUCAUUUUAUGAAAUAUACUGCGGUAAGUUAUAUGAUUUAUUACAAAAAAGAAAAAUGGUUGCCGCUUUGGAAAAUGGAAAAAAAGAAGUUGUUGUAAAAGAUUUGAAAGUUUUAAGAGUAUUAACAAAAGAUGAAUUAAUUUUAAAAAUGAUCGAUGGGGUAUUAUUAAGAAAAAUUGGAGUAAAUUCUCAGAAUGAUGAAUCAUCAAGAUCUCAUGCAAUAUUAAAUAUUGAUUUAAAAGAUAUAAAUAAAAAUAUUUCAUUAGGAAAAAUUGCUUUUAUAGAUCUAGCAGGAAGUGAAAGAGGUGCAGAUACAGUUUCACAAAAUAAGCAAACACAAACGGAUGGGGCAAAUAUUAACAGAUCCUUAUUAGCAUUAAAAGAAUGCAUAAGAGCAAUGGACUCAGAUAAAAAUCAUAUCCCAUUCAGAGAUUCCGAAUUAACAAAAGUUUUAAGAGAUAUUUUUGUAGGAAAAUCUAAAAGCAUUAUGAUUGCUAAUAUAUCACCAACCAUUAGUUGUUGUGAACAAACUUUAAAUACUUUACGAUAUUCAUCAAGGGUAAAAAACUUCAAAAAUAAAACUACCAAUAAUGAAGAUGAAGAUGGUAAUAAUGAAAAAAUAAGCAUAUUAGAUUCUAAGAGUACUGAAUUUAAUAAUGUAAAUUUAGAAAAUGUUACAGUUAAGUCAAAUAAUUCUAUACAAAAUAAUAAAAUUAGUAUUAAAUUAAAUGAUACAAAGGCAAAAAAUAGUACUUUAAAAGUUAAAAAUAUUGACAAAAAUAAAGAUUUUUCUAUUCAUGGAAAGUUUAGUUCUAUUAAUGAUUUGGAUAAAAUAAAAAAAAAGAAAAAAAAAAGCCUUUUAAAUUAUGACAGUAAUUUAUAUUAUGAUAAUACAGCAAAAAAACAUAAUAUUGCACAACAGAAUUAUACUUUUACUGAUACAUCUGAUUUUUCUUCAAUAGAUGAAAUGAAUUGUAACCUUAAUAAUAAUGACAAAAAUAUAUUUUUAAAUUGUAAAAAUGAAAGAUCCGAUAAAAUAAAAACGAGAAGUAGUUGUGACACUACUAAUAGCAAAAUGAAAAAUGAAAUAAAUGUUAGACAUAGUGCAGGAAAUAAGUUACAUAAUUUUAAAUAUGAACAACUUAAAGAAAAGGCAUUUUCAAAAAACAAUAAUCCUGAUAAUUCAAAGAAUAAAUUAAAUAAUAUGAAUAACUUUCAUAAUACAAUUACUGAAAAAGCUACAGCUAUUAGCAAUAAUAACAACACACAUUCAUCCAUGCAUAUAAGAAAUAUAAAUGAAAAAGAAAAUAAUAAAAAUAGUGAUAAUAUAUUUUUUGAUGCCAUUUCUCAUAACGCAGAUAAUGGUAAUCAAUUAAAUACUUAUAAUAAUCAAAAUUUUUUCAACACAAAUAAUAAUUCUUUGAAUAAUCAGUAUUUAAAUAACAAUGAUACUUACAUAAAUAAUGUUAUGAAUUAUGAUUAUAAUUUACUAAAUAAAAAUUUAUAUGAUGAUAUAAAGAAUAUAUCAGAAAAAACAACUAAUAUUUUUAAUAAUAAUGAUGAAGAAAAUCAUAUUAAUUUUGAAAAAAACAAUAAUGAAUUAAAUAAUAAUUUAUCGAACACUAAUUCAAUAAAUUCUAAAUCUUAUGCAUAUAACAAUGCCUUAUAUAAUAUGAAUUACAAUCUUAAUAAUAAUAAUAAUAAUAAUAAUAAUAAUAAUAAUAAUAAUAAUAAUAAUAAUAAUAAUAAUAUAAUAAAUAAUAAUACAUGUAUAGAUAAUAAUAAUAUCUUAAAUCAUUAUUUAAAUUUUGAUCAGAAUUAUGGUUAUAACACUGUAUUUAAUCCAAGCACAAAUGAUUGCAUUGAAAAAGAAAAAGGAAAAUUUAUGAAUAACGUAAACAUGGAUAAAAAUAAUGAUGAAAACAUAAAUAAAAUUAAUAAUUUUUCUAACAAUGAAUAUUUAAAUCAAUUUCAGAAUAAUAUUAAUAAUAUGUUAAAUAAUUGUUUAAAUUCUUUAAAUAUUACAAACGUAUAUGAAGAUACACAAAAUAUAUUAAACAAUAUUUUGCUAUCAAAAUACAAAGCAGACAAAGAUUCUGUUAUAAAAAAAUAUAUUAAUGAAGACAUUAACACUAUGAGUUUAGAAGAGUUAGAUAAAUAUGUUCAGUUAAUAUAUGAAAAAAGAAAGGUUAUAUUAAACAAACUUCUAUUUUUAUUUAAAAAAAAUGUAGAUAUUCAAACAAGCAACGAAACAAGUGAUUUAAAAAAAGAUUUGGUUAUGUGUCAUAUAUGUAGUAAUAAUCCAGAUGAUCAAUUUCACUUUUAUGCAUAUAGUAGAUUAGAAAAAGAUAUGAUCAAUUUAAUUAUGUUAAGACAAUUUUGGUGUGAAAGUGAAAAUUUAAGAUUAUUGCAUCAAUAUCUAACAUUAGAAUAUCAAAAUAAGUCAGCCAAUUCUAUUUUAUUUAAUAUUCCUAAUAAUAAUGAAAAUAAUCCUUCAUUAAAUAAAAAAUAUGUAGAAGAUGUAAAAAAUAGUAUGGAUAUUAAUUCUAAUAAAAAUGAAAAUGAUAAUAAUACCAUUGAUAAAAUAAAUCAACAAAUUAAUAAAUCAUAA